AUGAUGAUCUCGUCAGAAUCAAUAAGCGAAAAUGAUGACGGAUCUUCGGCAGGAAUACAGUUACCAAGUUACAUUCCCAAACAGUUUAAGGUUUGUGGUGAUCGAGCAGUCGGAUAUAAUUUUUCUGUAAUAACUUGCGAGUCAUGCAAAGCGUUCUUUCGCCGAAACGCCAAUCGCGAAAAAGAUUUACCCAGGUGCCCUUUUGAAAACAAGUGCCAAAUCACUGUAGUUUCAAGACGUUUUUGUCAGCUGUGUCGCCUUAAAAAAUGUAUUCAGGUAAGAAAUAGCAUAAAAUACCUAAAACGGUCUGAAAGCUUCACUUAUUAUUUUUUCCUAUACGUCGACAGAGAAACUAUGAAGAAGAUUACGCAGGUUGGCAUGAAGCAAGAGUGGAUUAUGAAUGAAAGUUACCGAAGAAAAAAAAAGCCUCGUAUAACUUCACUACCAGAGAAAUCUGACGAGUUAAACAGAAUGUUAGAAGAGAUCGGAGAUAAUGACGUCACUGUCUCAAAAGAUAUGCUCGUAAAGCUUGUCCGUAAAUCGACGCUUUCUUUGUACGACUUUGUUUUUUAUAACAAAGCAGACCCUACGCUUAAACUGUUUAUGUAA
Molecule: messenger RNA, 609 nt
Organism: Enterobius vermicularis (human pinworm)
Lineage: Eukaryota; Metazoa; Nematoda; Chromadorea; Rhabditida; Oxyuridae
Source: the annotation of a GenBank genome assembly